CGGCGCUAGGUGCGGCGGCUUCUUCCGAGGCGCCGGCGGCGACCGGGACGACCGAACCCGAAGCGGGGGACGAGGACCACCGCGAGGUCCGAGUGCUGCAGAGCCUGCGGGGCAAGAUCUGUGAAGCAAAAAAUUUAUUGCCAUAUCUUGGACCCAACAAAAUGCGAGAUUGUUUCUGUACUAUAAAUCUGGACCAGGAAGAAGUUUAUCGUACCCAAGUUGUUGAGAAAUCUUUAAGCCCAUUUUUCAGUGAAGAAUUUUACUUUGAGAUUCCAAGAACUUUCCAGUAUUUGUCUUUUUAUGUUUAUGAUAAGAAUGUUUUACAAAGAGAUCUUCGUAUAGGAAAAGUAGCCAUCAAAAAAGAAGACUUGUGUAACCAUAGUGGCAAGGAAACUUGGUUUUCACUACAGCCUGUUGAUUCCAAUUCAGAGGUUCAGGGUAAAGUUCACCUUGAAUUAAAACUGAAUGAACUGAUAACAGAGAAUGGAACUGUGUGCCAGCAACUUGUUGUACAUAUUAAGGCGUGUCAUGGAUUGCCUCUCAUCAACGGACAAAGCUGUGAUCCUUAUGCAACAGUUUCUCUAGUGGGUCCUUCCAGGAAUGACCAAAAGAAGACAAAAGUAAAGAAGAAAACAAGCAAUCCGCAGUUUAAUGAAAUCUUUUAUUUUGAGGUAACCAGAUCCAGUAGUUACACCAGAAAAUCCCAGUUCCAGGUAGAAGAGGAAGACAUUGAAAAGCUAGAGAUUAGGAUUGACUUAUGGAAUAACGGAAACUUGGUCCAAGAUGUUUUCCUUGGUGAGAUUAAGGUUCCUGUGAAUGUGUUAAGAAAUGAUUCUUCUCAUCAAGCCUGGUACUUGCUACAACCGAGAGACAAUGGAAACAAAUCAUCUAAAACUGAUGACCUGGGUUCUCUUCGAUUAAAUAUAUGUUACACGGAAGACUAUGUGCUUCCUUCAGAGUACUAUGGUUCUUUGAAAACUUUGCUGCUAAAAUCACCAGAUAUUCAGCCAAUAUCUUCUUCAGCUGCUUAUAUUUUGGGUGAAAUAUGUCGAGAUAAAAAUGAUGCUGUUUUACCCCUUGUACGACUAUUGCUGCACCAUGAUAAACUUGUUCCUUUUGUCACUGCAGUGGCUGAGUUGGAUUUGAAGGAUACACAAGAUGCAAACACAAUUUUUAGAGGAAAUUCCCUGGCUACCCGAUGUCUGGAUGAAAUGAUGAAAAUAGUGGGAGGGCACUACCUGAAAGUAACAUUAAAAUCUAUUCUAGAUGAGAUAUGUGAAUCCUCAAAAUCCUGUGAAAUAGACCCCAUUAGAUUGAAAGAGGGCGAUAAUGUAGAAAAUAAUAAGGAGAAUCUGCGUUACUAUGUGGACAAGUUAUUUAGUACCAUUGUGAAAUCAAGUAUGAGCUGCCCCACUGUAAUGUGUGAUAUCUUUUAUUCUCUGAGGCAAAUGGCUACUCAGAGAUUUCCUAAUGACCCUCAUGUUCAGUAUUCUGCAGUGAGCAGCUUUGUAUUUCUCCGUUUCUUUGCUGUAGCCGUAGUAUCACCUCACACUUUUCAUUUGCGACCUCAUCAUCCAGAUGCACAGACAAUUAGGACAUUAACUCUCAUCUCAAAAACCAUUCAAACUUUGGGAAGCUGGGGCAGUCUGUCUAAAAGCAAGUCAAGUUUCAAAGAGACGUUCAUGUGUGAAUUUUUCAAAAUGUUUCAAGAGGAAGGAUAUAUUACAGCAGUUAAAAAGUUCUUGGAUGAAAUUUCAUCUACAGAAACGAAAGAGUCCAGUGGUACGAGUGAGCCUGUGCAUCUGAAAGAAGGUGAGAUGUAUAAAAGAGCUCAGGGAAGAACCCGGAUUGGAAAAAAGAAUUUCAAGAAGCGGUGGUUCUGCUUGACAAGCAGAGAGCUCACCUACCACAAGCAGCCAGGCAAAGAUGCAAUUUACACGAUUCCAGUAAAAAACAUUCUUGCUGUGGAAAAACUGGAAGAGAGCUCUUUCAAUAAGAAAAAUAUGUUCCAAGUAAUACAUACGGAGAAACCACUCUAUGUCCAAGCAAAUAAUUGUGUGGAAGCUAAUGAAUGGAUAGACGUGCUCUGCAGGGUGAGCAGGUGCAAUCAGAACAGGCUCAGUUCUUUCCAUCCUUCUGCGUAUCUCAACGGAAACUGGCUGUGCUGUCAGGAGACCAGUGAAAAUACACCAGGAUGCAAGCCAUGCACUGCAGGUGUCCCUGCAGACAUUCAAAUAGAUAUUGAUGAAGACAGAGAAACAGAAAGAAUUUAUUCCCUUUUUACCCUCAGUUUACCUAAGCUACAGAAAAUGGAAGAGGCUUGUGGAACUAUAGCAGUCUAUCAAGGACCGCAGAAGGAGCCUGAUGAUUAUUCUAACUUUGUCAUUGAGGACUCUGUUACAACCUUUAAGACAAUUCAGCAGAUAAAAAGCGUUAUAGAGAAGCUGGAUGAACCUCAUGAAAAAUACAGGAAGAAAAGAUCAAGUAAUGCAAAAUACGGGAGCAAGGAAAAUCCAAUUGUUGGGAAAACAUCGUAGAAUAUGACCAACUGAUGGAGAACUGGAAAUUUUUUUUCUUGGAGUUUUUCAAUUCAUCAUGUUUUGUUCAUAGUAUUUAAGAAUGAACAGUGGCUUUGAUGUUACCUGUAUUCACAUUGUAUUUAAUAUUUAAUGAUUGAAGUUAGCUCUUUGGGAAUCCUGGUAUUUGAUGUGUUUAUUACUAGAGAAUUUACACCCACGGUUUUCUUCAUAUCUGUGUCCAAAUUGAUGUUUCUGCAAUCUCUUUUUAAUAGAAAGAACGUUCCUAAAGAAGCUUUGUAACUUCUCCAGAGCAAGAACCACCUCUGCUCGUAACUGUUCUGUGGACUUGUUUUCACUACCAUUAGUGCCUGCUUUAUACUGCCAACGUUGUUUCCCUAGAAAAUUCCAAUUCACAUCAACCCAGAACUUUCCAUUGAGUUCAUCUGGACCUUCCCUCUUUUAGAAAAGGAAGAAUCUGUGUCCUUUUGUUCUGUUAGUCAUUACAGGUUAUAAUGGAGACAGUGACAGAAACCUUAGACAAUUGCCAGAGCCUCCAUGGAAGCUGGUGGAUCCUUUGCCUGCUCGCAGGUGUAAGCAGUACUCAGAUAGGAGGAAGCAGGGAUGUGUGCGCUUGUGGGCACCAUGUUUACAUUUGGGGUGAGUGAUGGCAGAUGAAUAAAAUGAGACCACUAAAAUAUUUCAUUUUUUAUAUAUCAGGUACUCAUUGUCUUGAUUUGAAAGUUCAGAAUAACAUGACUCCUAAAGCAUCUCUUCUCAAUAAGAGCAGUGGAAGAGAUGGUGGGGAAAUCACUUGACUUCACCUGCUAGUCCCGUUGUAAGGGCACAUGAGGUCGCCCUCCAGAUAGUGUUAGGCCUUAUCUAACUCCGAGCAGUCACUUGGCGCACUUUCAUAAUCUGGCCACCCCAGAUUGUAGCUUAGAUACUUCAUGGUAUCUGCCCUUAUGAUCAGUUGAAUGAUCAGUGUUUACGUCUAGAAUAGUGCUUUCCUGAAAAAUGUUUAUAUUACAUUGCUCUUUCCUUAUUGCCUGCUAGCCAAAUGGAAUUUGGGUCAGCAACUGUUUGAAUCCUAUUUUUCCUUAAUAACCUUUUCCCUAAAACUCUUAACUGUAAAUAAGCAGUCGAAGCAAGUUACCACCUUGAAGUUAAAAGGAGGGGUAUGUUUUGCUUCAUCAGUAUUAUAAACCAUGGUACUCUUUAUUUUGUCUUUUAAAGAAUUCAAUGUUCUAAGUGUGGUACUUUGAACUUUGGAGUAUUUACAUUUGUUCCUGUUUAAAACUGUGACUUAUUAGAAAGUCUAGCUAGUAGAGUUUUUUUGUUUGUCUCCCUGGGCAUAAGCUAUAUUUCAAAAUACAUUUGCCAAUUACAUUAUUGUUGAGUAACUGGUUUUAAUUGUUUUUAGGAAAAAAAAUUUUUUUAAAGAUCCUUGGCACACAGAGUUGUCCCAUAAAUAACUAUGACUGAAAAACAUGUUUCUGACUGACUUGUAAAAAUGAGUGGUUGUCAUCAGCACUGGGCUGCAUCUUGCUACACUAACAUUUAGAAGAGUCCUUUAAAUCCUAUGAACUUGUAGGUCCAUAGACUAUACUGAUUUAUAAAUAUUAAGGAAUUUAUGUAUUUAAUAAAUUUCUCAUGAAUUUCAUAUUAAAAUUCCUGUUAAGAUUCUCUAAAAUGUCUAUCUGAAAAAGACACAAACAUUGCCAGAUACCACUAAUUUCUCUUCAGUGGUGUUUUAAUCUUCUACUUAUUUUUUGUUUUGUUUUGUUUUCAAAAUAAAUAUUCCUAACAUUUCUAAUAUCAAAUCCCCAGUUAUUAUUUUUUAAUCCCAGAGUCAAAGGGACCAAGGCUGUGUGCAUGCAUAGCUCUCUGUAUUUGAGAGUUUAGUUAUUUUAUUCACAUGACACUUCUAAAUAGCCCAGCAGACUGGAACUAGUCAGCUUGGCACAGUCUAAAAAGAGAAAUGUGAUGUUAAAUUAAUUUUCUUUGAAAGUCUUGCAAUAAGGGAUCAUACAGGAUGCUAAGGCAGUCAGGGCCCUUCCAGAAGCCUUGCUCUUGUGCUGUUGCUGUGAGCAUCAGUCUGACACUUGAUCUGCUUGCUCUGCUUUUACAAAGCAUCUGAAAGCAGUACCUGGCGCUCACCUCUGCCUCAGGUCUGGAGAUCCUAGGAAGGGCAGAAAGAAUAGGUGAAACUCCUGCCGCAAGCACUCACUCUCAUUCCUGGUGUAGCUAUUUCUGUCACUUGAAAUUAUGGUGAUCUGUUGCAUGUUUUGUUUUAGUUUUGUUGAGCUUUGUUUUUAAUAUUCAUUUAAUAUGAUAGUGGGCAAUAGCAAAGGAUUUUAGUCCCAGGAAUAUAAUUUAUCAAAUCAAACUAUUUUAUUUGCCAAAGAAAUACAUUUUUAAUAUCACGGGUAAUGGUUAAAUAACAAAACUAGGCUUUUUUAAAAUUUUACAAAAGUGAUGAAUGGUGUGGCUUUUGUAACAUGUUGCUGAAGCUUGAUUUAAUUCUUUUCCUAGAGGAUCUCAUUUGAGUCAGGUUUUGAAAAAUGGAUUUUUUUAAGUGACUGCACCUUUGAAUUUGCUUUAAAUACUGUUGUACAUCCUAUAAAGACAGAACUCUGCAUAGCUUUUUAGGUGUUCUUACAGUAUGUGACAAAUACAGACUCAUUCUAGAGUUAAAUUACCUACCCAUCUUGAUUGAUAUUAUCUGCUUCCAUUUUAACUUGGGAAUUAGAAUUAAUAUGUUGCUAGUGAAUAUUGGUUUUUACAGUGUCUACUUUAAAAAUGUAAGUUAUCAAAACCUAAUAUAGUGAACUUGUGUAACCAUGUUGUAUUGUUGAGAAUGUAUUUUUAUUUAAAUUUUAUUUUCUUAUUGAGAGUAUUAUUAAAAAAAAAACUUUUGUAACUGUCGCUUGAA
Messenger RNA from Jaculus jaculus (lesser Egyptian jerboa), 5451 nucleotides. It is a transcript of the gene Rasa2, whose product is annotated as RAS p21 protein activator 2. Lineage: Eukaryota; Metazoa; Chordata; Mammalia; Rodentia; Dipodidae. The record is from RefSeq and is a predicted model, not a curated record. Gene Ontology annotation, molecular function: phospholipid binding; GTPase activator activity. Gene Ontology annotation, biological process: intracellular signal transduction; regulation of GTPase activity; negative regulation of Ras protein signal transduction. The coding region runs from base 162 to 2537 and encodes 791 amino acids. The transcript has 24 exons.